Ectocarpus sp. CCAP 1310/34 is the source of this 748-nucleotide messenger RNA. The record is from the annotation of a GenBank genome assembly. NCBI's taxonomy places the organism in Eukaryota, Phaeophyceae, Ectocarpales, Ectocarpaceae.
CAGCAAGGCAGCAGGAGGACAGCUGACACAGCAACAGCAGAGGGAGAGGAGCUGGCAAAAGAGAGGAGGUGAAUUCACCUCCGGCGCAUUCACGCGUGGAUCGGUGCUAGAGAUAAUGGCUCACGGGUCUACGAUGGCGGCAUCGGUGGUCGUCCUAGGUCUCGCAUGUUUCCGACAGGCGUCCGCAUUUGUCGUAUCCGUGCGGUCGCCUGCCGCCACCGCACCUGCUCCUGCCACUGCAGCAGGGCUUAUUCGUAUCAACAUCGUUGGAGAGCACCGAUUGCAUCGAAGAACGCGCACCGCCUCUGGCGUCUACCGUCUCUCGAUGCAAAAGGCGGCGGGGUCACAGGAUGCGGGCGGCAGACGUAGCAGCUGCAGCAGCAGCGGCGGCGGCGGCGGAGCAUCCACCAGAUUAGAGUUCGGGGCGGGACUGGGAGCGGCCGCGGCAGCCAUCGUGAUGGGCGGUACCAGCGCAAGAGGUGCCCUAGCGGAAGACGCCAAUGGAGAUGCUGCCACAGCAGUGGUCGCGACGGCGGGAGCUGAAGGAGCUGCCCAUGCGGCUUCGCCGGCGGCGACGGAGACCACACCGUCGUUGCGCGAGCUUGGGUUCGAGGUCCCCUACACCGGGAAGUUGGUCCCGCUGAACAAGUUCUUGGGGAGCCGGGCCACCCUGGUGGUCAACGGAAAGCUUGACGAUCCGGAAGCGCUGCAUCAGGGCAAUUUGCCCGGUGGAGGUGACAUGACAUGA